Messenger RNA from Megalops cyprinoides (Indo-Pacific tarpon), 2526 nucleotides. It is a transcript of the gene mtmr7a, whose product is annotated as myotubularin related protein 7a. NCBI's taxonomy places the organism in Eukaryota, Metazoa, Chordata, Actinopteri, Elopiformes, Megalopidae. Gene Ontology annotation, molecular function: phosphatase activity. The transcript has 14 exons. Gene Ontology annotation, biological process: dephosphorylation. The record is from RefSeq and is a predicted model, not a curated record. The coding region runs from base 212 to 2191 and encodes 659 amino acids.
UCUCGCACCGGUGGAAGGGAACCAUGGCUGAAUUACCUGAGGCUCAGUACAAGCAAAAACAAAACACAUACAUAUAGAUGACGUGGACAGUUUUAUUCAGUUCAUCAUUUAUACAUAAACAUUUAAACACGUCUGACCUUUUGUUUCCUUGAAUCAUAUAGUUGCGUCGAAUUCAUUUUAGAGGUCGUCUUGCCUGGUUUGUUGUUCAGUGAUGGAGCACAUCAGAAUGCCUAAGGUAGAGAAUGUCCGUCUGAUUGACAGAGUCUCCUCCAGGAAGGCCUAUGUGGGCACAUUGUACUUGACUGCAACCCACACCAUCUUUGUCGAGAGUGUGUCUGAGAUCCGCAAAGAAACCUGGGUGCUGCACAGCCUCGUGUGCGGUGUUGAGAAGCAGUCCACGACAGCCACGGGCUGCCCCCUGCUAAUCCGCUGCAAGAACUUUCAAGUCAUCAGGUUCGUCAUCCCUCAGGAGAGGGACUGCCACGACGUGCACGUGUCACUCCUACGCCUCUCAAGGCCCGAGAGAUAUGAGGAACUGUACUGCUUCUCCUUUAACUCCAAGGUGGACAAGGAGGAGAGAGAGCAAAACUGGAACCUUAUAGACCUCAAGGCUGAAUACAGUCGCAUGGGGGUUCCCAAUAACUUCUGGCAUAUCACCCCUGCUAACCUAGAGUAUAGGGUAUGCGAGACGUAUCCCUCUGAUCUCUAUGUACCAGCAUCAGCCACUCCCCCCAUCAUUGUUGGGAGCUCCAAGUUCAGAAGCAGAGGGCGUUUUCCCACGUUAUCAUACUACUGUCAAGAUAACCAUGCUGCUAUCUGCCGCAGCAGCCAGCCGCUGUCGGGCUUCAGUGCGCGGUGCCUGGAGGACGAGCGGAUGCUGGAGGCCAUCAUGAAGUCGAACCCAGGCAGCAAGUUCAUGUACGUGGUGGACACUAGACCCAAGCUGAAUGCGAUGGCCAAUCGGGCUGCAGGAAAAGGCUAUGAAAAUGAAGAUAAUUACUCCAACAUCAAAUUUCAGUUCAUUGGCAUUGAGAACAUCCAUGUGAUGAGAAGCAGCCUGCAGAAAAUGCUAGAAGUGUGCGAGGUCAAGUCUCCCUCCAUGGGAGACUUCCUCUGGGGACUGGAGAAUUCUGGCUGGCUCAGACACAUCAAAGCUGUCCUGGAUGCUGGCAUCUUUAUAGCCAAGGCGGUGGCAGAGGAGGGGGUCAGUGUCCUGGUCCACUGCUCAGAUGGCUGGGAUCGUACUGCUCAGGUGUGCUCUGUGGCCAGUGUGCUCUUGGACCCCUACUACAGGACUCUAAAAGGCCUCAUGGUACUCAUUGAAAGGGACUGGAUAUCAUUUGGACACAAGUUUUCCCACCGAUAUAGCCAUUUGGAUGGAGACCCUAAGGAGGUGUCCCCUGUAAUUGACCAGUUCAUUGAAUGCGUGUGGCAGCUAACAGAGCAAUUCCCCUGUGCCUUUGAGUACAACGAGAGGUUCCUCAUCCAGAUCCACAAUCACGUGUACUCCUGUCAGUAUGGCAACUUCCUGUGUAACAGCGAACGAGAGAGGCGAGACCUAAGACUUCAAGAGAGGACUCAUUCUCUUUGGGCGUACUUAUGGAAGAACAAGGCUGACUACAUGAAUCCCCUGUACAGACCAGACCAUAGCCAGACUCAGGGAUGUCUGCAGCCAGUUACUACCCCCUACUGUUUUAAGUUCUGGAGGAGCAUGUAUAAUCGCUUUGAGAAGGGCCUGCACCCGCGCCAGUCUGCACUGGACUACCUGAUGGCUGUGAGGGAGGAGUCGCAGCAGCUGGAGGAGGAGCUGACUGUACACCAGGAGAGGAUAGAAAAGCUCGAAAAGGAACAGGGGAAGAAGAUCCUCAUAAAGACUGACACAGAGGAGAAGAACAAGCAUGUUUGGGCUCCCUUGUCAGACACCCUGGCCAACACCCCUCAGGACUACACUGGCAGUAUAGGUAGCUUCCCUACUGGCAGUCUCAGCCAGCAGGGGGAGUCAGAAAACCCACUGCUGAUCCUGCCCCGAGACAUGCUUAAAAGCUCCGACCCAGACCUUUCCACCAACAGUGACCAGGAAUCAGGAGUAGCUGACCUGAGCUGCCGCUCACCCAGUGGUGGAGACUCCCUGCCAAGUGAGGACAGUGCCAAGGACCCUGACUCAGACGAGGCUGCCUAUUCAGCUGCCUGAACACAAAUGGAAUGCUUACAAUCAAGAGAAAAAGGCAAUGUAUCAGGGUAGGCUUUGCAAAUGAGAGACUUUACAAAAAGAAUUCAGUGUAGACUUUUUUAAAAUAUUGGUCCAGUCUGACUUGAAUUCAGAAAAACGGAUGGAAGCUGUGUGUAAAGUUGUUCUUUUUAUGUAAAAUGUAGUGUAUUGCAACCUUUCAUCCUCAUCUUGGGAAUUUUAUGUGUAUGUGAUUUGUCUUCCAUACUUGGAAAAUGUGAACAUUACAGACCCAGUGUGAAUUUGUACUCUGGAAACAUUUACACUGGAAUUUUGGGUGCAAUAUUUUGAGAACAUGU